UCUUAAAUAUUCAAUCUUAUGCCACAUUCGUAUAUAUAAAAGUGGAUGUUCAGUCUUUUCACAAUCAGAUGUUGUUCUGCAUACAUCAACAUUGAACAGUCUGCCAAUAUGUCAAAACACAUAAUUUUUGCAACCUUCAUAAAUGUGCUUGUGUUAACGGUUGCUAAGGAACCAUUUUGUCCAGUGUGUGCCCGGUAUGAGUAUGAUGAAAAACUGUUAGAGAUGGCUUUGGGAGUAACCCUAAAGGAAAUUAAGGGAACCAACGCUAAAGUAUUAAGUACUUUAGCGGAUAUAGAAGAAAAUCGGAUGGCAUUGAACUUGGCUUUAGAAAAAGCUAAAGAUGAUAUCCAGAAAAUUGUUCAUGAAUAUAGACAAAUCAACAAGAGCAUCAGCAUUUUGCAUGACAUGAAGCAGAGGACGUGGGGAAGCUGGGGAGAGUGGGGUCAGUGCAAUUUCUCGUGCAAACGGGGCGUAACCGAGGGCGCGAGAGUUCAGACGAGAUUUCGGAACAUGACCGUGGACAGCGUUGUCAUGCAGACGGAGACUGACCAACGUCCGUGUAACGCUGUGCAGUUUGCAGGAUGCGAUAAGAGUAGCAGUGCAGACGACAAUUACGCGACUGCGUUCAGUUUCACAGACGAGAUCGCUCAGGCCACGUGCACGGCGAUACGUUCCGAAGGAGGUUUCGUGAGAGCUGUGCGACGCACGUGCUCACUCCAGGCUGUCUCCUGCGAGGACCUGUGCAAGAGUCUCAGCGCAACGUGCUUCAACGCUCUUCACGUUUACCAACCGACCAACGUGUUGGGUCGUACGGAGACCGGAAAGGCAGGCCUGAAGACUUACAGAUACAACUCCUGUAGCAGCUCUAGCUGCGGACCCAACUUCUGCUGCUGCACCGGCGAUUAUACAAAAUAAGAUAAAACCGAUCCUCAUCAUAACCUAAUCCAUUAACAGAAAAUUGUCUUAUUUAGUGUGUAUAUGUUAAUGCGAGGUUAAUUCGUUCUUUAAAACAUAACUUAUCAUGCUUUUAUAUAAUCACUUCAAUAUUUUGAACAGGACUUUAGAUCAUUUUGUGUUUGGUAAUAGAUACACGUCAAGCAUUUGUUACCACAAUUCUGCAUAGAACCUUUCUGUUUAUGUUUGUUUCAUCUAAAAUAGAUUUGUUUAUGGAAUUUUGAUGUACACGUUAAAUGUAUUGUCAAUUGUAUGAUGCAUACUGAGAAAGUGGUGUUGCAAUCACAACUUAUUGUAAAUACAUAGUUGAGAUGGAAGGCGCUUACUUAUUGUAUUAAUGCUUAAUUUAACACUACAGCUCUACUUUUUCAUAUAUAUUAUGUGCUUCUCAUAACACCUUUAACUGUUUUAUAUGGUAAAAAACUAUUUUAAUACUUAAGUCGUAUAAAAUAAAUCAUUUUACGACCGUUGUUUUCCAAUACUGUCAAUUUUAAAUGCGCUGAUUCACAAACAUAUUUUACUUGAUAAUAACGGAUAGUCUUAGGCCAUAUAAAGCAUACGAGAUCGAAUAAAAACAGACUAAAAUAAUGCUUCUGUCAUACGAGCACUGAUCUAAAUAAAGAAUUCUGUAAUAGUAGAUAUGAAAUGUCACACAUGACUUCAUGUUCAAGUAGUUGUGAAACAAUUUAAGAAUAUUGUGUAUAGUGUAAGACUCAAGUCUAAAAAUCGGUUGGUGAAUGCGCGCCCUUGUUAGACAGUGGUUUCGUGUAUUGUAUCGUAAGAAGGAUCAUUCAAAGAAAACCGACUUUGACACAUGCAUUUUGUCUAUACAAUAAUAAUAAUGAUCACGAUGACCUGUUAUAGGCUGAAGUAAAUACAAUAUUCGUUCUGUUCUGACAAUUAACCACACGCAAAUUCGUUUAUGUUGCACUUUUCAACACUUAGCAUUUAUUACGUUUAUGGUAAACACGUAUGCCACUUGGACGCUGUAUAUAUGGCGGUAAAUAAACGGGUACAUGCUGAAAGACGGCCGCUUACAAGAAAUCAAUUUUAGCUUAAUCUGCGCAAUGAAAUGAUAUCGGCACAUUUUCACAAUACUUGUUCUUCAUGAAAUUGUUUGAAAUUCACAUAACUAAUGGUGGCACUUUUCUUAUAUUUUUGUAUUAUUUGGCAGUUGAAGAAUGUUAUUAUUUGAUUCGACAAUCCAUAAAGCAAACAACCAAA
Molecule: messenger RNA, 2178 nt
Organism: Dreissena polymorpha
Lineage: Eukaryota; Metazoa; Mollusca; Bivalvia; Myida; Dreissenidae
Exons: 4
Coding region: 46-915 (289 amino acids)
Source: RefSeq, a predicted model, not a curated record